Messenger RNA from Syzygium oleosum, 2348 nucleotides. RefSeq names its product phytosulfokine receptor 1-like. The record is from RefSeq and is a predicted model, not a curated record. The transcript has a single exon. The coding region runs from base 175 to 2319 and encodes 714 amino acids. Lineage: Eukaryota; Viridiplantae; Streptophyta; Magnoliopsida; Myrtales; Myrtaceae. Gene Ontology annotation, molecular function: receptor serine/threonine kinase binding.
UCUUUCUGUCUUGCUUCCACCAUCACGCUCUCAUAAUUCACCAAUCUUGGUCCUUCUCAAGCUGGGUCUCUCCGUCACUUAAUCCCUCCACCGCCCUUUUCCUCUGAUACUUUAUCAUACCGUUCCUGCGAUCAAUCAUAUUGGAAAAUUUUUUUGGGUGCUCUGUUUAUUCAUAUGGGUGUUCGAGAUUCGCUGUGGGUGGUCGUCGCCGUCUCUUGGCUAUGCCUCCAAGCGCAGGUCCUGCACUCUCAGGAGGACCUUGUAUGCAAUUCGAGCGAUUCCAAAGCAUUGUUAGACUUGAUGAGCAACUUUGAGUCCCCAAUCAACGGUUGGGGACUCAACGCAUCCGCCAAUUGCUGUGACUGGCCGGGGGUGGUGUGCAAAUCUUCGUCUUCUCUCAGCCUGAGCGAUCGUCCCUCCAGUUCGGGCAGAGUGGUUGAGUUGGUCCUCGCGAGCAAGAAGCUUGCCGGCAACCUCUCGGACUCACUCGACAAGUUGGACCAGCUGAGAUUCCUAAAUCUCUCCCACAAUUUCCUCAAGAGCACACUCCCUGAAUCGCUUCUCCAUCUCCCUAAUUUGCAGGUCCUCGAUCUCAGCAACAAUAAAUUCUCGGGACUGGUCCCCAAGGGUGCCAAUUUGCCCUCACUCCGCGUUCUUGACAUCUCUGAUAACUCUUUUAGUGGGUAUCUGCCCGUGAGGAUAUGCGUGAACUCGACCCGUAUCCAGGUGCUUAAUCUGGCUGUGAAUCAUUUUUAUGAUGUUAUCCCUCCAGGAUUCGGCAAUUGUAGCUCCUUGCAGAACCUUUCUCUGGCCACGAAUAGCCUCACAGGUGGGAUCAAUGAAGACAUCUUCACUCUGGGUCGGUUGGUCCACUUGAACCUCCAGGAAAACUUGUUUUCUGGGCCGCUCGGUCACAGGAUCGGUAAUCUCACGAAACUGGUUCGGCUGGACAUAUCGACAAAUGGAUUCUCGGGGUCAAUCCCGGAUGUGUUUCAGAAGAUGAAGAAGCUGCAGUACUUCAUAGCACAUUUCAAUCGCUUCACGGGCCCCAUCCCGUCUUCCUUGUCCAAUUUGCCAUCGCUCAGGGUCCUCAAUUUGAGGAACAACUCGCUGACGAGGAUAGGUCUUAACUGUUCGCCAUUGAGCAGUCUGGGGACUGUGGAUUUAGGUUCCAACAAUUUCAGGGGUCCUUUCCCUGAGGAUUUGCCCAAUUGCCGGCAGCUGCAGAACGUGAACCUCGCACAAAACAAGUUCACAACCCCGAUAUCUCAAAGCUUCAAAAACUUCUCCAGCCUUGUUUACCUGUCGAUCUCAAAUUCGAACCUAUCGAACCUCUCGUCUGCACUAGGGAUCCUUCAGCACUGCAACAAUUUGACAUUUUUGGUUCUCACUCGGAAUUACUUGGACGAAGAAUUGCCGGGCGACGCGAGUUUGACUUUUCCGAAGCUUAAGGUUCUUAUUAUUGCAUCCGGUCGACUGAAGGGUUCGAUGCCGCAGUGGGUGCGUGGAUGCACCCGUUUGCAUUUGCUGGAUUUGUCCUGGAACAAUUUGGGUGGAAUGAUCCCGCCGUGGAUCGGCGACUUCCAGUCUCUCUUUUAUCUGGACUUAUCAAACAACUCGUUCGUGGGCGAGAUCCCAAAAGACAUUACCAGAUUGCAUGGCCUCAUCCGCAGAAAUAUGUCGACGCCGGAAUCUCUUCCUGAUUUUCCGCUCUUCAUGAAGAGGAAUGUGAGCCAGAGGGGGCUGCAGUACAAUCAAGUUUCAAGCUUGCCGCCGACUGUGGAUCUCGGAUCCAACUUUCUCAGCGGAUCAAUCUGGCCAGAGUUCGGGAAUUUGAAAAAUGUCCAUAUCUUGGAUCUCAGCCAUAACUUCUUAUCAGGUUCGAUUCCCGACAGUUUAUCCGAAAUGAUUAGCCUAGAGUCUCUCGAUUUGUCUUACAACAAUCUGUCGGGAAGUAUACCUUCCUCGUUAGUGCGUCUCACCUUUCUGUCCAAGUUCAGUGUUGCAUAUAACAAUUUGUUUGGGCCCAUUCCUAGCGGUGGCCAAUUCCUCACCUUUCCCAAUUCGAGUUUUGUAGGAACCAAACUGUGUGUUGAUCAUGCUCCCCCCUGCCUAGGGAGUCAAAGUCAUCCUGGAACCGCCGACCAUAGUCAAAAUCAUUUUGGAUCUGCCGAUCAUGCCAUGAGCGAUAGAAACCUUGGAAUGACCAUUGGACUUGCAUUUGGAAUGGUCAUUGGAAUUACGUUAGGAACAACUAGGACCGGUGAUUCGUGUUUACGUAUGAUAAUGAGAUUUUGUAAUUGUGUUAAGAUGUUCUGAUGAAAAACUAAAAAAAAAAUUGUGACUUA